Cyprinodon tularosa is the source of this 4166-nucleotide messenger RNA. RefSeq names its product angiotensin I converting enzyme (peptidyl-dipeptidase A) 1 (gene ace). The transcript is spliced from 25 exons. The coding region runs from base 44 to 3916 and encodes 1290 amino acids. The record is from RefSeq and is a predicted model, not a curated record. Gene Ontology annotation, cellular component: plasma membrane. Gene Ontology annotation, biological process: proteolysis. Gene Ontology annotation, molecular function: metallopeptidase activity; peptidyl-dipeptidase activity. Lineage: Eukaryota; Metazoa; Chordata; Actinopteri; Cyprinodontiformes; Cyprinodontidae.
CCCCCCCCACCACCUUUCCUCAACUCUGUGUGAGGUUGGAGCCAUGGCUCCUGGGGCGCACUGGGUGGUUAGACGGGUGGUGCUGCUGCUUCUGCCAGCCUUGGUGAUCUGUGAAACUCUGCCAUCCAGCUGGCUGCCAGGGAACUAUGCAAACACCACAGAAGAUGCACUGAGAUUUCUCAGUGACUACAACAGCACUGCAGAGGAGGUUCUCUUCAACAGCGUGAUUGCAAGCUGGAACUAUAACACCAACCUUACUGAGCACAACUCUAAGCUGCAGGUAGAGGCAAGCCUCAAAGAACAAGCCUUUGAUGAGGCCUGGGGAGGGAAGGCCAAAGAGAUCUUCUCUGACCAAUUCCUAGAAUCUCUCCCUAAAGAAGUAGACAAGAAGCUUAUCAAAAAGCUCAAGACGCUGGGAGCAGCCAACCUUCCACCGGCUGAACGAGAGGAGUAUAACACCAUCCUGAGCAAAAUGGAUAGUGUUUAUUCAACAGCAAAGGUGUACCCGCAGGAAAAUAUAACCUGGAGUCUGGAACCUGAACUCACAGAAAUUAUGGCUAGCUCCAGGAGUUACCAGAAGCUGCUGUUUGCCUGGGAAGGCUGGCGCAAUGCAUCGGGUGUGCCUCUGAAACAGCUUUAUCCAAGGUUUGUGGAGCUUAGCAACAAGGCCGCUAAAGCUGAUGGUUUUAAAGACACCGGUGAGUACUGGCGCUCCUGGUAUGAGACUGAAACCUUUCAGGAGGACUUAGAGCAGCUGUACAAGACGAUUGAACCUCUCUACCUCAACCUGCAUGCCUUUGUACGACGCAAGCUCUACAACUUCUAUGGUCCCAAAUAUAUUAAUCUGAAAGGACCCAUUCCUGCUCACCUGUUGGGAAAUAUGUGGGCCCAGACGUGGAAUAACCUCUACGAUAUGAUGGUCCCGUUUCCUGACGCACCUAACCUGGAUGUCACCAGUGAGAUGGUCAGACAAGGUUACAAUGCUACGCACAUGUUCCGCGUUUCUGAGGAGUUCUUCACCUCUCUGGGAUUAAAGGAGAUGCCCAGAGAGUUCUGGGAAGAGUCGAUGCUGGUUAAGCCUGAAGGCCGGGAGGUCGUGUGCCAUGCUUCUGCCUGGGAUUUCUACAAUCGCAAAGACUUCAGGAUUAAGCAGUGCACUACAGUGACCAUGGAUCAGCUCUUCACAGUACACCAUGAAAUGGGCCACAUCCAGUACUACCUGCAGUACAAGGACCAGCCUGUGGGCUACCGUCGUGGAGCCAACCCCGGUUUCCACGAGGCCAUCGGCGACGUCAUGUCCCUUUCAGUUUCAACACCUAAGCACUUACAUGAGAUCAACCUGCUGGAAACUGCGACCUCUGACCUCGAAACCGAUCUGAACUUCCUGUUAAAGACGGCUCUGGAUAAGAUAGCCUUCCUGCCUUUUGGCUACCUCAUUGACCUAUGGAGAUGGGGGGUGUUCAGUGGAAGCACACCUCCUGAAAAAUACAACUCAGAUUGGUGGUAUCUCAGAACAAAGUACCAAGGAAUUUGUCCACCUAUCAGUCGAACAGAAAAAGACUUUGAUCCCGGAGCAAAGUAUCAUAUUCCUGGAAACACACCAUACAUCAGGUACUUUGUUAGCUUUAUCCUGCAGUUCCAGUUUCACGAAAAACUCUGUGAGGCAGCCAAACACACCGGACCUCUGCACAGAUGCGACAUCUAUAAAUCUGCAGAAGCUGGAGACAUUUUACGAAAAGUUCUUGAAUUAGGUUCCUCGAGACCCUGGCCUGAGGUGCUCCAAGAGGCUAUCGGCACAGAUAAGAUGGACGCCAGCUCUCUAAUGAAAUACUUUGAGCCCAUAACCAAGUGGCUGGAAGAACAAAAUGUGGAUGAGACCCUGGGAUGGCCUGAAUUCACCUGGGUCCCACCUGUCCCUGAAGGCUACCCUGAAAAUAUUGACAAGAAUACAGACGAGCUUAAUGCAAAGCAGUUUUUAGAGGAUUAUAACAGUACAGCUGAGGAAGUGUGGUAUGCCUACACCGAGGCCUCCUGGAAGUACAACACGGACAUCAAUGAAGCCAAUAAGGAGGAUAUGCUUAAGAAGAACCUGGAGAUGUCGGCUCACACCCUUCAGUACGGCCUGAAGGCUCGACAGUACGACUUCACUGACUUCCAGGACCCCUCAGUCAAACGCAUCAUCCAACAUCUCAGUGACAUUGAAAGGGCCGCGCUGCCCUCCGCCGAGCUGGAAGAGUACAACACUCUUCUAUCUAACAUGGAGACCAAAUACAGCGUCGCUGAGGUUUGCAGAACAGAUGGAAGAUGUCAUCCUCUGGAUCCAGAUCUCCAGAAAAUCAUGGCAGAGAGCAGGGAUUAUAAUGAACUGCUGUUUGCCUGGAAAGGAUGGAGAGACUCUGCUGGAAAAGUUAUCCGUGAGGAUUAUAAGAGAUAUGUUGAACUGGCCAAUAAAGCUGCCACCCUCAAUGGUCAUUCUGAUAAUGGGGCUUACUGGCGGUCCCUGUAUGAAACUCCCACCUUUGAGGAGGACCUGGAGGCUCUGUGGAAGGAGCUGGAGCCUCUCUAUCUCAACCUACAUGCCUAUGUUCGAAGGUCUCUCUAUAAGAAGUACGGUGAAAAGUACAUCAACUUAGAGGGACCCAUUCCUGCUCAUUUGUUGGGGAACAUGUGGGCGCAGACGUGGUCUGGAAUCAUGGAUUUAGUGAUGCCGUAUCCAGACGCCACACAAGUGGAUGCCACACCAGCUAUGGUGGCACAGGGCUGGAAUGCCACCAGGAUGUUUCAGGAGUCAGACCAUUUUUUUACCUCCCUGGGUCUGCUGCCGAUGCCACAAGAGUUCUGGGAUAAAUCCAUGCUGGAAAAGCCGUCUGAUGGACGACAAGUGGUGUGCCACGCCUCUGCAUGGGAUUUCUAUAACCGCAAGGACUUCAGGAUAAAACAGUGCACUGUUGUGACUAUGGAUGACCUGAUCACUGUUCACCAUGAAAUGGGUCAUGUCCAGUACUUCCUGCAGUACAAAGACCAGCCUCUGUCAUUCCGCGAUGGCGCCAACCCCGGCUUCCACGAGGCUAUCGGAGACGUUCUAGCACUUUCAGUCUCCACGCCCAAACACCUGAAGAGCAUCGGCCUCCUAGACAAAGUUGAGAGUAACCACGAGAGCGACAUCAACUUUUUGAUGAGCAUGGCACUUGACAAAAUUGCCUUCCUGCCUUUUGGUUACCUGAUGGAUCAGUGGAGGUGGAAGGUUUUUGAUGGACGCAUCCCUCCAUCGGAGUACAAUAAAGAAUGGUGGAACCUAAGACUGAAGUAUCAGGGUCUGGUUCCCCCUGUAACCCGCACUGAAGAAGACUUUGACCCAGGUGCAAAGUUCCACAUCCCUGCAAACGUGCCAUACGUCCGCUACUUUGUAAGCUUCAUCAUCCAGUUUCAGUUCCACCAAGCUCUGUGUACCGCAGCUAAUCAUGUCGGGCCUCUGCACACAUGUGAUAUCUACCAAUCUAAAGAGGCCGGGAAGCUGCUGGGGGAUGUGAUGAAGCUUGGUUCCAGUAAGCCAUGGCCUGAAGCCAUGGCCAUGAUCACGGGUCAGUCCAAAAUGAGUGCCAAGCCUCUCAUGGAGUACUUUAAACCCCUCAUUGACUGGCUUCAGGAGGAGAACAACAAGAACAAAGAAGUCCGUGGAUGGCCAGAGUAUAACUGGAAACCUUCAGAACCUGAUGCUGAGGUCGUGGUGAAUGAUGGUAAGGUGGAGUUCCUGGGACUGAGGGUGAACCAGGGCGCUGCCAAAGCUGGCCAGUGGCUACUGCUCUCCAUCAGCCUUGUUUUCUUGCUGGUCAUCCUUCUCCUCGCCUACAGAUACAGAAAGUCAAAAAAGAGCGGAAAGUCCCUCUCCAUGAUGGAGCUAAAGAACAAGGAUUGAAUGUUGUGUUAAUUCUGGCAGAUUUAUUGUAGCUACCACAAAACCAACCUCAAUGUGAACAACUGCAUCAUGUCGGAGCACAUUUUCUAAUCAACCGUUCGGUUUUAAAUUUUUGCCUCUUUCACACUGAAUGUCAGAAAUCCCUAUUUCCUGAAAAGCAACACUUUGCAAAUCUACAUAAACCAGAACUUGUAUCAAAUGUUCCUGUUUAAAUGUAAUAUUUAGGAAACAUGUUUAAUAAAAAAAAAAA